Molecule: messenger RNA, 2695 nt
Organism: Gordionus sp. m RMFG-2023
Lineage: Eukaryota; Metazoa; Nematomorpha; Gordioida; Chordodea; Parachordodidae
Exons: 11
Coding region: 38-1990 (650 amino acids)
Source: RefSeq, a predicted model, not a curated record
UCUAUAUAUUCCAUAUGGAUAUGCUUUUUCAAAUCUAAUGAAUUUUGAAGAUUAUGAUAUAGAUCAUUUACCAUUAAAAAAGUACUGUGAACCUUUUGAAAAAUAUGAAAAUGUAAAAGUAAGCAUUUGGAUUCAGUCAUUUAUUAGAAAAAUCAAAAGCACCUUUUUUUUUAAAUAUGUAAAAGUAUUCACUAGUUUUAGGGAUCUUUUAUAUGUUAAUAUAUUUAUUGCUAUUAUCCUUUUUAUACUGAAAUAUUAUAUAAACAAAAAUAUUUUCUAUUUAAAAAUUAUAUUAAACCUCUACAUUAUACUAAUUUUCCUAAUCACAUGUUUUAUUCUUAACUCUAUAUCAAAUAAUUUAACAUAUAAUUACGUAUUCAACAAAUAUUAUUUAUUCAAUGAAAAUCUUUUAACUUUUUUGCAAAGUCUAAAUUUUAAAAUUAAAGUGGGCUCCCAAUUUAUAAUGCAACUUGAAAAAAUUAACAAUGCACCUAAGUUAAAUGACCUAGAAUAUAUAAAUUCCCUCAAUCAAUUUUAUUUAUUAAAUAUGAAGAGAGAUUUUAUUUUGGUUAUUCAACAAGUUAUUAAUUUAUUAGCUUACCAAAGUUACCAUUAUCCAUCCCAAAAAGCCACAUUUAAAUACAUUAAAAAAAAUUGUGAUAUUAUGGUUGGAGAAUCUUCUACUUUUGAAGAUAAUGAAAAUAUAACUCAUGUUCAAAUAACUCAAAUGUAUAAAAUCUAUAAAUUUACCAUAAGUGAAUAUCUUAAAUAUAUUUUUUAUAUGAAAAUUCAAUCCCCAAAUAUGAGUUAUAUUGAAUUGAUGAUCAGCAUAUUUAGGGGAAUUUUCCUGAAGAAUAAGUUGAACAAAAUUAUUACUCAAUAUGAAACAAAUGUAAGAUACCUCAAGGAAAAAGUAUUUGAUCUACCAGAUAUUGAUAUUAAUAAAUUAGAUAAUCUAACUAUAUCAGAAAAUACUCAAAAAUUUUAUAUACAAGCCCUUAGAUAUAAUUUAAUAGAUAAUCUAGCAAAGUUAAAUAUUUUAAGCCAAUUAAAUAUCCAAUCUUCUAAAACAACAAAUAUUUUACAUGAUUUAAAAUCUAAAUUCAAUAUAAAUAGUAGAUUAUUGAAUGAAAUAUUAGCAUUUAGAAGUAAUGAUGCAUCGAAAAAUGAGAUUAUUAAAACUAUUUCCCAUGAACGUUUUCUUCAUAAAAACGACAAGCAAAAAUUAUAUAUCAAUAAAAAUGUUACCUCAGAAUACUCAAUUGAAGAUCAAUUUUUUGAAUGUAAUACCAUAGGUAGGGACUCACUGUAUCAAGAUACAAGUUUGAUGACCUAUGAUGAAGAUGAAUCUGCAUCUCUAAAUGAAGAAAUGAAAAACAAAAUGACCUUGUUGAACAACGAAUUAAAGCUUGUGUUAAAACUCCGCAUGAAAUUUUGGCAGAUUCGAAGUGCGCUUAUUGGCCAUAGUUUUUCAAAAAAUAGAAAGUACAAAAAAAGUAUUAUUCUCCAGUUCGAUCACUUAAAGCUACAUUUUGACUCGUUAAAAUAUACAGAAUUUAGUAACACCCCAACGCCCUCAGAUAAUAAUAUUAUAAAUUUGGAGCAUGAAAUGGAUGAUAUAAUAUUGGGUUUGGGAAUCACAAAUAGCGAUGAAGAUGAAGAUUCCAAAUCCAAAGAAUGUGCAUUGCCUAUCUAUAAAACUAUUGAAUUGAAUGCCAAAAAAACGAAGAUAAGUAAAAAACAUCUGGACACAUCAAUAUUAAAAAUUAAGCAAACCCAACCAAUGGCUGAUAAUGCUAAAGUUGAUGAAAUCAUACACCCAUCAUGUAUUUUUGGAGAUAAUAGUCCUUUCGAUUUUGCUAAACAAAUUGUAGCCAAAGUUAUUUCGGAUAAAGAACUUAGGAAACAAAUAUCAAAUUCAAAAUAUAUUGAAUCUCUUGGGAAUAUUAGUACCUCUGGUCAGUUAAUUGAAGAAGAGACUUUCGAAUAAAUUUGUUGUUAGAUUUUAUAAAAAUAAUAUUAUAUAUCUACAUUAGAGUAUUAGUUUUUUUUUAAAUGAAUAAAUUCUACCAUUAUAUCAAUCAAUGAAGAUUAUUAUUUAAUAAAAAUAUUAUAUGCUUAUGAUAUAAAAAAAAUUAAAAUCAUUCAUUUAUCUCCAGUUAACAAUGUUGAUUUAGCCUAUGAUUUAUUUACAAUGAAAUGGAAUUACACAAAACUGGAUUUUUAUAGGUUAUGAAGUCUUUAUAUUCUCCAAGGGGAAAUCUAUAUUUACCAAGGUUUUUAUAUCCCAACAAUAUCUCAACUAUCCCUAAGACUUUAAAGUAUGUAUGGUUUAGAAUACUACCAACCAUUUGUAGAACUCCUUAUAAAAGAUUUCAAGAUAUAUUUAUAAUAAUGAAAAUAUAAUCACCACUAUGCUUUUGCAAUUUUUAAAAUAAAUUGGGCAUGGUAGAAAUUAGAGAUGAACUCAAUAAUUAAAGAUAAACUUAUCUGUAGAAUAUAUGUUAUAAUAUCAAACUCAAUAUUGAAAAAAAUCACCUAACAUAACGAGAAAAUCUCAUGUUCUUUUAAUUUUGAUGAGGAUGAUAAAAUAAUUAUAUUAAUAAUAAUUGAUUAUCUAACAAAUUUUUGGAUCUCAUAAUAUAUAAAGAGUUCCCUUUUUUAAAACUACUUUUCAUAAAAGUAGAGAUUAUUU